Messenger RNA from Coprinopsis cinerea okayama7#130, 2118 nucleotides. RefSeq names its product 5-aminolevulinate synthase. The transcript is spliced from 5 exons. Lineage: Eukaryota; Fungi; Basidiomycota; Agaricomycetes; Agaricales; Psathyrellaceae. Gene Ontology annotation, cellular component: mitochondrion. Gene Ontology annotation, biological process: heme biosynthetic process. Bases 1 to 2118 code for a protein of 705 amino acids. The record is from RefSeq and is a predicted model, not a curated record. Gene Ontology annotation, molecular function: 5-aminolevulinate synthase activity; pyridoxal phosphate binding.
AUGGACAAGCUCCAGUCCUUUACUCGUUUCAAGAAGUCUUGCCCAUUCCUGGGCAGGACAAAGACGACGACCCUCCGCACUUUGUCAACCAGCUCGUCGCCCCGUUUCCCGUCCCUCACAGCCCUCACAGAGCGCGCCACCAAGUGCCCCGUCAUGGGCCCCGCCCUCAACGUCAGGUCCAAGGAAAUCGUCGCCGGCUACGCUAGCGUUGCUGCCAACGGCGACGUCGACAGCAUCCACAAGGCCAAGGGUGUCCACCCACCUCCAGGCGCUACCGUCGAGAUGUGCCCCCAUGCGUCCGCCGCUCGUGCUGCCGCUAGGAUGGCUGAAGACCUUGCUGCUGCUGCCGUCGCCAAAAAGUCCAAGGCUGCUCAUGCUCACAAGGCUCACAAGUCUACCGCGACCAAGGAUGAGGCUGCUACCGCUGCCGCUGCCGGCUGUCCCUUCCACCAAAAGGCCGCCUCCGAAGUCCGCGCCGAGGCCAAGCACACUGGCUUCAAUUACGACAAGUUCUACGUGGAGGAGUUGGAGAAGAAACACAAGGACAAGUCCUACCGCUACUUCAACAACAUCAACAGGCUCGCAGCCAAGUUCCCCAUUGCUCACACCAGUCGAGUAAGCGAUGAAGUAGAGGUCUGGUGUGCCAACGACUAUCUCGGCAUGGGUAACAAUCCCGUUGUACUCGAGACGAUGCAUCGCACUCUUGACAAGUACGGUCAUGGUGCCGGUGGUACUCGCAACAUUGCAGGCAAUGGAGCUAUGCAUUUGGCCCUCGAACGGGAGCUAGCCAAUCUCCAUCGCAAGGAGGCCGCUCUUGUCUUCUCUUCCUGCUACGUGGCAAAUGAUGCGACCCUCGCUACGCUUGGUUCCAAGCUUCCCGGCUGCGUCUACUUCUCCGACUCGAUGAACCAUGCGUCGAUGAUCCAAGGCAUGCGUCAUUCGCUUGCCAAACGUCAUAUUUUCAAGCACAAUGACCUUGAAGACCUCGAGAAUAAAUUGAAGCAAUAUCCAAAGGAAACCCCAAAGAUCAUUGCAUUUGAGAGCGUCUAUUCCAUGUGCGGCAGCAUUGGCCCCAUUAAGGAAAUUUGCGACUUGGCUGACAAGUACGGUGCUCUUACCUUCUUGGACGAGGUUCAUGCGGUCGGUUUGUACGGACCCAGAGGCGCUGGUGUUGCAGAACACUUGGACUAUGAGGCCCAUGCGGCUGCCGGACAAAGUGGCAAAGCCAUCCCUGGCUCUGUCAUGGAUAGGGUUGACAUUAUCACUGGUACUCUCGGAAAGGCUUAUGGCGCUGUCGGUGGAUAUAUCGCUGGUUCUGCUGAUUUCGUCGACAUGAUUCGGUCCUACGCUCCCGGUUUCAUUUUCACGACUUCCCUGCCUCCUUCCGUUGUCGCUGGUGCUCGCGCCUCCGUCGCCUACCAGAAACACUAUGUCGGUGAUCGUCAACUCAAGCAAGUCAAUGUUCUUCGGGUAAAGGAACGCUUCGCUGAAUUGGAUAUUCCCGUCAUCCCCGGCCCCUCGCACAUCGUCCCUGUCCUUGUUGGUGAUCCUGAAUUGGCCAGGGCUGCUUCGGACAAACUUCUCGCGGAACACGACAUCUAUGUCCAGGCCAUCAACUAUCCAACUGUUGCUCGCGGCGAAGAGCGUCUUCGAUUCACGGUCACUCCUCGGCACACGGUUGAGCAAAUGGACCGACUCGUUUCCGCUGUGGAUCAAGUCUUCACUGAACUUUCGAUCAACCGCUUGGCGGACUGGAAGCGACUUGGUGGACGUGCUUCUGUUGGAAUGGAAGGAGCUCCCGACCACGUCGAACCCAUUUGGACCAAGGACCAGCUCGGACUCACCACCGGCACGACUCCCAAGACCUUGAGGAACGGCGACAAGCCCAUCGUUGAUGCGAACGCUGUCACCGCCGCUCGCAACAUCUUCAACAACCUUCUUGGCCCCAUUGAAGGCAAGCUUCAGCCGAACAGGACCGUGGUGCUGGCCGAGGGAGGAGUCGAACUCGUCACUGGCACGACUACGACCAAGGGCGAGUUGAGGCAGAGCGGUGUUAGUGUACCUGUAGGACAGAUGGAGAUGGGGAAUACUGCUACUGCUGAAGCUCAGACUGCUUAA